GCGGUAAUAUCCUGAAAUUACGCAUGCGCGAAGAAGGGAGGGGGGAGACUUCGGGUUAUACCCGAUGUUAAAACUUACGCUGACUUUAGUAUAGUAACCCGCGGGUUAUCGCCGAGGGUAGUCAGUUCCAUUCAUCCCUAGAUACCAACCACAUCCCAACCGAAAAUCAGAUAAAAUUCAUCACGAGAGUAAUUUUCCAAAAAAUUCUCAACUCAAUUUUCCUCCGAAAUUUCCUCAACUGGACGUUCGAUCGCCGCGCCCGAACACGCUGUCCCGUUAUACACCGACCAAAGGAUUGAACAUUCCUUCGGGAAGAGGUAGUUUCUCUCGCCUCCCCGUGUGGUCUCGACAGCGCACGAGAAGCCGGCGAAUAACGCGAAAGCGAUUUUGUGAGUCAUAACCGUCAUAACGCAACGUUGUUCAUGUGUAUCCGGUGCUGAUAUUUGCGGUUCUGUGGGGGUUUUUCGCAUGUGCUGAGGGUGUCAGGGGGUUCCAAAAAGGCUUUAGAACCUGCCGGACGGUGUUUCUAGGUGACGUUAAGUCAGAAACGAGAGGAAUUACGGAUUAUUUGGAGAACCAGAAAUAGCCAAAAAAUGCAGAAAAUGGACUACAUGGAGGUGACUCUCCCCAAUUACUCCUACGUCUUCAACUUCGAGGAGGAAUUCAUCCACCAGGACACACGUGUCUGGAUGACAAAUAACUGGACAAAUGUAUUCUACUACGUUGGUAUAUACAUGGUCCUCAUAUUCGGCGGUCAAUACUGGAUGGCCAGCAGACCCAGAUAUGAAUUACGGGGUCUUCUGACCCUCUGGAACAGUCUCCUCGCAACAUUCUCGAUAAUAGGAUUCGCAAGAACAGCACCUGAGCUCAUACAUGUCCUGAGAAAUCACGGAUUGUAUCACAGUGUGUGCAUACCGAGUUUCAUUCUGAUGGAUCGAGUCUCGGGAUUUUGGACCUGGAUGUUCGUCCUGUCGAAGCUGCCGGAGCUGGGUGACACAUUGUUCAUAGUCUUGAGAAAGCAACCCCUUAUCUUCCUCCACUGGUACCAUCACAUAACUGUUCUACUGUACUCAUGGUUCUCCUACACUGAGUACGCAUCAACAGCCCGAUGGUUUGUCGUGAUGAACUACUUCGUGCAUUCUAUAAUGUAUACUUACUAUGCCUUAAAAGCCAUGAGAUAUUCACCACCAAAGUCAAUAUCAAUGGUGAUAACAGCCCUUCAACUCAUCCAAAUGAUUGUCGGUUGUGCUAUUAACGUAUGGGCAUAUCAAUAUCUAACACCAGGACAGAGUCAUUGCUCUAUAUCUAGGUUUAACGUUCACUUCAGUUUAAUAAUGUACUUCAGUUAUUUCGUACUGUUUGCUAAAUUCUUUCACAAAGCGUACAUUGGCGGAAAGAAAGGAAAAAAAAUUUAUAAACACGAGGAUAAUGGAAAAAUUAAUGAGGAAUUUAGUAAUGGAAAGCUGAAGAGCAAUUGAAUUUUCUUGUCAUAUUUAUUUAUGAAUUUUGUCGAGGAAUAGGUCGGAUGUGAGAAAAUUUAUAUUUCAUUCAGAGAACGAUUUUUCAAUGCAAAUGGACCAAAGACGGUUGUCAUUCAGGAAAAUCGAUUUAUUUAGCAGCACAUGAACAGUCUUUUCGUCUUAAAUCCGUUAAUUGCAGCACAAUAUUUUUAAUUAUUUCGAUAUUUAUCGAUGGAAAGGGGGGUAGAUUGUACGAGUUGGUGAUAGGACUGCCACAAGGGGAUGCUCUAUGCCCUAAUAUUUUUUAUGAGCUCCUCACCUCAUUUAGAUGAUUAUCGGUUGUGCGGUUAAUGUGUGGGCGCAUCAGUAUCUCACAUCAGGACAGCGUCAUCACACCAUCUCGAGGUUUAACGUGCAUUUCAGUUGAAUAAUAUACUUCAGUUAUUUCGUGCUAUUUCUCUAGAUGCUUACAAAGGCGUUUAGAGGAAAGAUGGGAAAGAAAAUUUUUAAUCACCAGGGGAGUGGAUAAAUCAAGGAAUUUUGUAAUGAAAAGCACAAGAGCAAUUAAAUUUCUUCGUUACUUUUAUUUAUGAAUCGGUUGAUCGAUGGGAGGGGGGGAGGAUGGAUGAGAAAAAAUUGGUUCCAUUCUGAGAACGAUUUUUCGAUGGAACUGAACCAGAGGUAGUUCUCAUCCAGGAUAAUUGAUUAAUUUAUCAGCACAUGAUCGAUUUCUAUGAUUUAUUAAUUGCAGCACAAUUUUGGUGAUUAAUUCGGGAUUUAGCAGGGGAAGUGGGAAUUGCACCAGACGAUGCUAGAUUAGGAUGCCAGGGGGGGAGGCUAAAUGCCAUAAUAUUUUCAAAGAGUUGGCUUUUAUUACGAGUGCCUCGAUGUGAGGAUCCGGUGGGGCCAGUUCUCUCGGACGCGUGACCCAGAUUCUAUGUGACGGUGACUGGAGAGAUCUCGAGAGAUGAGUUUCUAGGGAGAUUUGACGUUUUUAUUUUUGUUGGAUUUUUUAGGGGUUUUAUAGAUGUCAGCUGAGCAAGGGGCGGGGGUAUACAGGUGAUUGUGGAGGGAGAGAAGGAAAUUCUAGGGCGUCUGAAGUGAAAAAAUGAAUUUUUCUUUAUAUAUUUAGCUUUUGGAGAAAUUUAAUUAUCGAGAAGAGGAAUUUGGUGGGAAAAAUUGAGGUAUUUUUUCCUCAAAUCAGUAGUUAAUAAGAUAAUUUAUGAAGAAGGAAAAAUUCUUUUUUUUAUCUUAUUCAGUAUGACAUAGUCCAGGAUCCACAGUUAUAUAUCUCAUUUUUUUUCAUUUCAAAGAUCUACUCUCUAUCCCUAGUUCGAGACCUGAUUAAUUAAAAUCGUAUCAUCAGGUAUCGGACAGUUUGUCACCAUAAAUUCCCAUGGAAUGAAAAUUUUUUCUGUUCCUUGAGAAGAUUUGUUCAAUGCUGGGAGCUCGCACCGGUUAAUCUUAAAAAUCAUUGCCAACAUAAUUAUGUAAAUUAGCCCCAGCACGAAUGGCGAGCAUGAGUCAUAUUCCCUGCGGCAGGGAUUCAUGAGGAAAUUGAUUUUCUGAAUUUCAAAUUUGUAUUUACUAAUGUGGGCUGUUGUUCAGUGCAAGGUCCAUGGCCAUCACUUCCUCAAUCGUUAAAUAUAUUUGAUUGAUGUCAACGCGAUUAUUAGAUAAUCAAACGUCAAAUGGAAAUUUUCAUUCACCUAAACACCUGAGAAAUUAUUUUUCUCGUGUUUAUGAUGCUCUCGAGUUGAUUUAAUGGUGAAUUUAACGAGGUUGAGUUGACAAUGAAUGACGCACAUAUUCACGGUAUAAUCGGGUGUCUGCUUCCCACUUUGGUGCCCCUGAAAUCGAUUACUUACAAAGUCAAUUAAUGAUUUAACGGAAUUUUUGAAUAACAAGGGGGGGGGGGCAGGAGCUGGAGCAAAGUGGAACUGAGGUUUAAGGGUCAAGAUGUCGUAAGAUCUACUGGAAUACAUUAUUUUCAUACCGAAGUGAUAAAACGAGAUACGUUGAGGUAUCUCGUUUUACCAUUUCACUACUUAUUCCAGGAUUAAAUAUCUUCAGAUCUGCAGAGAAUGGUUGAAAGAAUUUUGUGGAAGGAAUCCCAUUUUCAAGGUCUUUCCCUGCCCUUCAAAAUAAAAAAAAAUAUAUCGAAAUUGAUCUAUUGAUUCAGAUGUUUGAAACUUUCGAGAGUGAAGCGUCAAGAAGUCUUGAGGUCAAACGGGAGAGAUGAACAAAGCGAUCAGAGGAUCGAGUUUUUAUAUUUUUUUAGGGGUGAUUGCGAGAGGAGAAUGACAAGGUCUACAAACAAAAGGUUUUUUUAUUCUGUACAAGGAUAAAAAAAUCGGUAAGAGUUGAAAAGAGGUGGUAAGGAUCAAAGGGAGGGGACGAUUAAAAUAAUUAUGCUUUCGUCUCUUCUGUUUGAACCUUAAGGGUAUUUGAUCCUUCUGAUUAGACUGUUCGUUGCAUUUCUUUACCAUUCUACUUUUCCAUCUUGCUCCACGGCCCCCGAAUUAGUGAGACUUAUCAAUGAUUUGCGAAUUUUACGGGUCAUGAAAAAUGAUACUGUCAUUUACGAUUAAAAUGACCGAGUGCUGGUGCUCCAACAAUUGCACAACUACGAUGAUACUGAUGUGAGGCACAAAAUUUUUGUUGAACGAAUAUUUUUAUAUUUUUCCUGUUUGUUUGUAAAAUUGUUUUUAUGAAUUAGUUAGGGAGAGAAUUUGGAGUUCAAAGAGAAGAUUGAGUUUUUCGGAGAAUAUCUUCAAAUUAGAAAAAUAAUUCUGAAAAAUUGGAAAAAACUAUUAGAGAACAAAAUGUAGUCCUUGAAAUUUUUCUACAAAAAAGAUUUCUCAAUAAAAAAUCUCUUCCUCCUUUAAAAUCAGUUUAUUUUGUUUUCUGAUUUUGUUAUUGGCUCCCCCUCCCACAAAAAAUGAAAAAAAUGAUUGAAUGAAAUUUUUAUAAUAAAAAAUGAGGAGAGAAUGGAUCCGGGGAGAUUUAUUCUGGGAUUAAUGAGUUAAUUAUGAAAAAAUCCUGGAAAUUAACGUUUUUAUUGUCUCUCCAGGUGAAAUGGAUUCCGUUUUGUUCAGUCACAAGUGUAAAAAAGUUGAUUGUAAUCACAGCUUUCUCGAUAGCUAAGUUUUCAAUGAUAAGUGUGUGUGUGUAUGUGUGUAAACAUGUGUAUUAUAUAAAUAAUAAUCAAUUUUUACAUGAAUCGACCUGAUGAGGAGCUGAAGAUGAAUGAGGGAGGAUGGGACAAAGAACCAGGUGCUGGGGUCAAGAGAGUCAAACUCUCUAUCCAAUUGAGCACCGGAGAAUGUGCCUUCUGAUUACAUUGUUCGUCUCUCUGUUUAACCCUUGAUUAUUUUUUUCUUGUGAUAGAAAUUGCAAAUAAUGGAUAUGAGUUUUACUGGCUCCAUUAUUGAUGGGUCAGUCAAUAAAACGGUGGACAACCGAAGUGAUCAGAAGGAUCAGAUCUUCCCAAGGGUCAAAUGGGAGAGCCACCAAACUAGAAGUUAAUGAGUUGUUACCGGUGUAUUCUAAUUUUUCUAGUUUUUUAUAAAUUUCUGGAGAAUUUCCUUUUACAAAGUGUCAAAGAUUCUUUAAUUUUUUUACGUCUAAAGAUAACAAAUUCAGACUCUACUCUGAUUAAAAAAUUUGUUUUUAACAGAAACGAUAAUUAAAUCAAGGAACAAAGUUACGAUUCGACAUGUGGUCGAGGCGAUUGAAAUCACUCUCCCCGUCUCUCCCAUUAGACCCGCAAUAUGUGUUCCUUGCUGAUUGUUUGUUGACUAAUAGAGACAGAAAAAAAAUCACCUGCAUUUUAAUCUCAGAUGAAAAGGAUCGCUUCCUCCCGUUCUCCCGUACAAAGAUAAUUGAAUCAAGACGUUAUUUUUCGCGAAAAAGAGAAAAUUGUAAGAUAUGAUAUGAUAAAUGGGACAGUACGUGCCACUUCCUCGUCAGAAAUUCUUUCUGGGUCAUUGCCAAUUUCACGCGAGGCAACAAAAGCCUGGGAGUGCCGGAGAAUUGCUCUUGAAAGAAGAUUUCAACCAACUAAAAUUUGUUUUUUACAUCUUGGGCCACUACCAGCAUCCAAAAUUAAAAAAAAAAUGAGAGAUCGGUUUGGGAAUGAGUUGGGGCGUACGCUGAGCGCGCAGGACGUGCUUUAAAAUCGAUAAGUACACUCUCAAAUCGCGUAUAUUCCUUCAACUUCGCCACCUACUUUCUUUAAUCAUCUGGUUUUAGGAUUUUUGAUUAGGUCGAGGUCAUUUAAUUUCACUGAUUGAUGGAAAAAUGGCUCGAGUCGUAUCAGAAAUUUAACAAUUGUUUCCUGGGUUUUAUUUGCGUGCGAUUAAGUCGAUGGAAUGAUAGUUUAACGGGAAAUGUCAAGACAUUUUUAUUGCAAAUUUUGUGGAUAUCACAGAAAGUCUAGUGACAAUUUCUCCGAAAAUCGUUCAUUUUCAAGACAUUCCACAUAAUUCCUAGAACAACAAGAACAAUGAAAAGUGUAACAGGGAUUUUCCAUUUCCUGUUGAUUGUUGAUUUCUACGAAUGAAUAACAACAAAAAAUCGUCGAUAUUGCUUCACUAAGGACUAUCUAGCAAAGACGGAAACUUCUGAAGGAGUUGGCUACCUAAAUCAACUCCUAAAUUCGCGAUACGAUCUCGUAAUUUCUUUUUUCUUCAUUUAUAAAAAUCAUUUACAAUAUUUUUUAAUCAUUUAAGUACUUCAAGCGCAUCUGGAAUGUGUCAAAUUUUUGUAAUACCCUAUAAUUAUGUAAAAAGAGACAUGAGAAAGAAGCUUUAAUAUACCAUGUGAAAGACA
Molecule: messenger RNA, 6293 nt
Organism: Diachasmimorpha longicaudata
Lineage: Eukaryota; Metazoa; Arthropoda; Insecta; Hymenoptera; Braconidae
Gene: Baldspot
Product: baldspot
Exons: 3
Coding region: 594-1478 (294 amino acids)
Biological process (GO): very long-chain fatty acid biosynthetic process; fatty acid elongation, saturated fatty acid; sphingolipid biosynthetic process
Cellular component (GO): endoplasmic reticulum membrane
Molecular function (GO): fatty acid elongase activity
Source: RefSeq, a predicted model, not a curated record